Messenger RNA from Ostertagia ostertagi, 384 nucleotides. NCBI's taxonomy places the organism in Eukaryota, Metazoa, Nematoda, Chromadorea, Rhabditida, Trichostrongylidae. The record is from the annotation of a GenBank genome assembly.
AUGAGUGACUUCUCGGAUGACAAACAAAGUGGAGUCAUCGUUGAAGAUCACGGAAUUAGUGAGCGAGUUGAAAAUAUCAAACUCAAACGCAGUGGCUGGAGAGGCGAUCUUAAAGCGCGAAGCGCUCUACGCGCAGAAAGCGAACGCCGUGCUGUUAUGGAGCAUGAAUUGAGUCUUAUGCGUGACCAACUGCUGCAAAACGCGAAUCUUCUCGCGUCUUCUCACUUUAGUCGAAGUGGCAGCAUGCGGAGUGAUCAAGGACGUCAGCCGUUCUCUUUGUUAGGACCUGAUGGCAAUUCUGUUUCUCUAAGCGGCGGUUCCAGCGAUUUGGAAGAAAUCGCCCUCAUCCUUCGUCAACAACAAAUGAUAAAUGAUUUACGUAUG